Molecule: messenger RNA, 3180 nt
Organism: Oncorhynchus keta (chum salmon)
Lineage: Eukaryota; Metazoa; Chordata; Actinopteri; Salmoniformes; Salmonidae
Product: fibroblast growth factor 2-like
Exons: 3
Coding region: 460-927 (155 amino acids)
Biological process (GO): animal organ morphogenesis; positive regulation of gene expression; regulation of cell migration
Cellular component (GO): cytoplasm
Molecular function (GO): growth factor activity; fibroblast growth factor receptor binding
Source: RefSeq, a predicted model, not a curated record
CCUCGGAGGGCGCAUGCGAACUGAGGCCCAUAGGGAAAGUCUCCCCAGAUUUCAGCCAGCUGCCCUGCUGUAAACAUUUCAGCGCUUAAGAGUGGAGGAAGAAGACGAUGGAAGGUAGAACACUCGAAUCCCCAACCAAGCUACACUCGAAUAUCAACUCUUAGCACUUUCUUAAAGGAACGAGAAGAGGCCAGUGAGGGGUGGACCUUGCUGUCGAGGCUAACAAGCUCCUUUCCAAGUGCUGCUAGCGCUUAGAUUCCUCUCUGCUUGGGAGUAGAGGGCAUGCUGCGCCAGAGGGGUGUUCUCAAACAAACUAUCUGACCCUGGGGGUUAACUAAAAUCAGGCUCUAUUAGGCUCGCUGGGGAAGGGAGGGGACAGCAGUUAGCAUAAGGCUACUGUGGGGCUGCUGCACUGGUAGCACACAGCAGCAGCAGGGUAGAGGAUAGAGGGAAGAGGAGAUGGCCACAGGAGAAAUCACCACUCUACCCGCCACACCUGAAGAUGGAGGCAGUGGCGGCUUCCUUCCAGGAAACUUUAAGGAGCCCAAGAGGUUGUACUGUAAAAACGGAGGCUACUUCUUGAGGAUAAACUCUAACGGAAGCGUGGACGGGAUCAGAGAUAAGAAUGACCCCCACAAUAAGCUUCAACUCCAGGCGACCUCAGUGGGGGAAGUAGUAAUCAAAGGGGUCUCAGCCAACCGCUAUCUGGCCAUGAAUGCAGAUGGAAGACUGUUUGGAGCGAGACGGACAACAGAUGAAUGCUACUUCAUGGAGAGGCUGGAGAGUAACAACUACAACACCUACCGCUCUCGAAAGUACCCUGAAAUGUAUGUGGCACUGAAAAGGACUGGCCAGUACAAGUCAGGAUCCAAAACUGGACCCGGCCAAAAAGCCAUUCUCUUUCUCCCCAUGUCGGCCAGACGCUGAGCUCAUCUUGUCGUACCAAUCUUAAAAUCAGCCUGGCUGCACACAAACAGACAGGACAUGAAGAAAUACAAUGGAGCGUAUUAAAUGACUGUGACGACAUAAUCAUCCUGUAGUUAGGUACUUUAACGGCAAUUCAAUCAAACUAUAUAAUGUGAGUUUGACUAGAGCUGCUUCAAAUAUUCUAGUGUACUUUGAUACUCUGCUUAUUUUUCUUGGUUUAACAAUUUUGAAGGUACAUUAUUUAAGAUGAAAGAGAAAGUGAUAACACACAAGAUUCCACUGAGUAGCUCUGGGCUUAAAAAAUUUACUUUUUACUGCACUGCAGCACAGGUUAGCUUGGUCAUGCCCAGAACUCUACUUGAUACAACUUUUAAAUAGAACAUUGGGUUGGCAAAGAUAAAUCGAGCAUUGCAAAACAAACAGUAUACCUAGUACAAUACUACAGUAUAUGAUAUUGCACCUCUCAAUCUUAACAUAUGAAUGAUUCAUUUAAUUUUACAACUUAGAGGCCCUGAGUUCUUCCCAAACAGAGUAGCCUAUUUCUUCAAAUUGUGUAUAUUUUUUAUCUUUACAGACAAGAGGUCUUGUGAUUUGUGAAAAAUGUCCUUUACAGUGAUCAUCAUCGGUACCAUUGGCUACACCCUCUUUCCCGUGUAACAGUUCAGAAAAACCUGUUCCAGUCUGUCAUAAAUAUACACUUCAAGUAUUAUGGUGAAAGACCAUCCACAUGCUCAUAUGACUAGCAUUGACGUGUCGUGCUAUUAGCAUCGAUGCACUAGGCUAGGCAGGUCCUGGAGGCAGCACCCUGUGGUACAGCUGGUAGAACCUCCCUGAGUAGACAGCUGGCAUCUCCUCCAUAGCCAGGUCAAUCUUGUCGAAGCCCUGGUUCAGGCCGUGAAGCAGAAGCCUGGCUUGGCGGCUAGUGAUAGGAGUAGUGGAGCUAGUCUUGGUUAGCUCGGUUAGCUCCAGCCACUCACAGCGCAGGCACUCCUGGGUGCAGAAGUUGAUGUCGUAUGUGAGGGGGCUGAUGAUGUACAUGUCGGACAUACCAAAAGCACCUGGGAGGUUGUGCUGCUGCCGGAUGCUCAGGAGGGACUUGAACUCUGAGCGGACUUCCGUCUCCUCAAAGACCUCACGGACCGCAGUGAAGGCUUGGAAAAAGAAAUUAACAAAAGGAGAUUUUAUAUGUUUGUACUGUUUGUACUGGACACAAAUACAAAUUGUGUGAUACAGUGUGAGCGCCCUUAACAACAUUUUUACAUUGUAAUGCAUGAAAAUGAAAUUUGGUUCUAAAAAAGGGAAUUCGAUUGUACUUUAGUCACAUACAACGCUGCUUCAGUAGGUGGGGCUUUGUAUCAAAAGCUGCUUAAAAAAAACAAGUUGAACUUGUAACUAGUAAAACAUUUAUUUGAAGUCUGUUUAAGUCUUAAAAUUGUUUAGAUAUAUGCUUGAGUGUAGUUCUUAUGAAUGUCUGAUGAGGCCGUUUCAAAAAGUAGAUAUUCCUAUGAAUAGGCAUGUGUGUGUGCAUUUAGAUAUUGUCUAUGUAUGGUAUACGUAAUGUGGUUGCAUCACUGACCAAUGUUUUCUCCUGGACUCGAGAGCCCUCCAGGGAACUUCCAUGCAUUUACUGUCUGAAAUUAAGUCACAAUAAUAUACUUUGAAUUAGGAUGCAAAUUGAAUGGACUGCAUCCAAGUCUUUUAUUUGUGAAAGUGUCCUCCAGGGUCCUUCAGCAUUGAUAAGUAUGUUACAAUUGUAUGUGCAUAGGGACAAAUCCUAACUUAUAUGCACCUAAUUCACACUUGUCAAAUGUAUGCUUUAAUGUUAAAAGUGAUGCCUUGUACUCAGAUCUAAAGAUAGGAUUCUGCCUGAUGCGUUAUAUUCAUUUUGAUGUCAUUGUAUAUUGUUAUUCUUGAGAAAAUCUAAGCAACUAAGUUUGGUGUUUAGUUUCACCACUCUUAAACUAUAUUUAAAGACAGAUCGCUGCUGUUUAAAUGAUGAAGUACUUGUAUACAUUUAUUGUAGCUCUUGAUUAAUUCUAAUUCUAAUUUUUGUUUGCGAUUAUAAAACAAUAUUUUUCUAUAUUUGAUUUCCUUGAUCUUGUUCAAAGUUUUGAUGAACUGUAAAGCACUACACUUUCAUCAUUUGAUUACUCUUUGUAAACAUACAUACCUGCAAAGUGCUAUAUUUGUUGAAGCUACUUAUAUCUGCAACAAGGUAGGAAAAUUCAAGAAUAAACAUGUCUUAACAAUAUA